AUGAGGCAAAGACUUGUGAAUGAAAGGAAAAAUAAAGAGAUUCUUCUUACUGCCGAUGCUAGGAAUGACUCGCCAGGACAUUGUGCGCAAUAUUGCACAUAUACAAUCACUGAUAUGGAAGAUAAAGUUAUUCUGCAGCAAGAUGUUGUAGAUGUACGUGAGGUAGAAGGCCGGAAGAGCACAAACAUGGAACGUGUUGGUUUUGAGAGGGGGAUGGAUGCUAUACUAAGCACUGAGAUUAUUGCAAAAGAAGUAAUAACUGAUGGGCAUACUGGAAUUGCAUCAUUAAUGAGUAAGUUUUUUAUGAGUAAUUUUGUUUUGGGACUGACAGUCACAAUGUGGUAUGCUGAUGUACAGUAGAUGCAUUUCCAAGGUUCUAACUGGAUUCAGAUAUAAAUUAUUUUGUUGUUUUUUUAUGGAAGGCAAUAGGCAUGGCCAGACCACAUAAAGCAUACCACACACCUUAGGCUUCCGCUCGUUCCGCCAAUAGUCUGCCUGGAGUGUCCCUAAUCAUGUCAUGAUUUUGCAAGCACAUUUUAAAAUAAUGUUGUCUGUCAAAGGCAUUGCCCUUGGCUUGCAAUAGAACCAUAAAAUGUAUUUAAUUUCUCGAUUCUCUGUUUUAUAGUGCUGUGCUAAUUGUGGGUUUUUCACCAUCGGUUCCAGCCAAAAAAACUCUGGCUCCGGGGAAAAACAAAAAUUUCCAGCUCCGGAAAAUUUGUGAAAACUUCCCUUAAUAUGUGACGCUUCCCUUAAUAGAAAAUUUCCAGCUCUGGAAAAUUUGUGAAAACUCAAAAUUUCAUGGCCAUUUCAAAGUAGAAACACUAUCUUAAUUUGCUUUUGAUUUUAACACUUUGCAUGAAUAUUUCAUACUAAUAAUGGCACAAUGCACAAUUAUAUUGGUCGCGCAAGAAAAUACAAGAAGCAGUUGCUCACAGAGGCAAUGUCAAUGUGGCUAAAACUUUUCAUCAUUAAACUAAAUAAAGGCAGGUUUACCUAUGUUUGACAGUAGCUUGCAGCAAAAAUAAGUCAUGCUGGAGUUUUGCCUGAGCUGAACAAACUACGGUACUAUGGCUCUGGCAAAAUAGGCCAAAACUCCGGCUUCAGCUUCGCUGCACAGCACUACUGUUGUAUUGAGUCAAAGACCAUAAAACUAUCCACGGACCACAAUAUAGCAAAUUAUGUUCAAAACAAACCAAACAAAAGUAUUAAAAAUAACUCAACUAUUUUGCCAUAAACAGCUAAAGUAAACUUUAAAAUCAACCAAGAUGGUGCCCAAUGAGACGUUGUGACAUCAUGUGCAAGCCAAGAAUACUGUAUUAUUAUUAAUAGUACAUUACAAUUAUAUGCGUGGAUAAAACCUAUAAGUGACAAAGGAAUGAUUGUUUUUUAUUUUUCCAAAUAAUUACAAAUUUAUAACAACAGUACUAAUACCUAAAAUUUUCUUACAAGCAGUGCAUGCAUUUCACAUCUGGGUGUGCUGCAUCCCUAGCUCACCAAAAGUCGUAGAAAGAUCUUUAGUCAGGUUUAUUUACAAUGAACAACAUGUAUUCCACUUAUUGUUUCAUUUAUGGUAGAUUCAUAAAUAAAUGGUUUGAAACAUUUUUAACAGGUCACUGUGAGAAGUAUGCUGAUAUUGUACAUCAACGAGAUGUCUGGCAUGGUGGGAAAAAUAUUGGGAAAAAGGUCGCAAAUGUAAGUGGACUUUCUUUAGUUUUGUUAUUUGUAUAAAAUAAUAUUGCUUGCAGUACAUCAUACAAACGUAUUUGUUUUGUAAAUCGUAAUACACCUGUACAUUACUAAUUUAUUUUGAUUGCACUCAGACAGUAGACCUAACCCAAGAUAUUUAACCUUUUAUCACAAUGAGUGACAGGUUUGUACCACUGAUAUUAAGCUAGACAGGCAUCAGACAACAUAAAAUAUAUACUAAACUAGUUGGUGCAUUUGAACAAUGCCUGCUAAUAGUUAACAAUAGAUAUUUAUUAAUUCAUCUUCCUUUUUGCCUAGUACAGUAUGUGCUAUGAGUGUUACGGAGUGCUGUAGAUUAGUCAUGUAAUUUGAUUUUAGACAGAGUGACUGACAAUUGAAGGUAGGUUCCAAUGAACAAGGUUUUCUGUUUUAUCAUUGUAGGUAGCAAAGGAAAAGGGAGAUGAAGAUUUGUUGCAAUGGUCAGGGGCUGUGAAAAAUCAUUUUUGGUAUUGCAGUCGCCUGUGUAAUGGGAAUGUUAAUGAUUUUAAGGUAUGUAAGUACUACACUGUCAGCCAACAUUUACAGUACUUAUUGUUACUUACUGUAUUUUUUAUUAUUAAUUAAAGAGACUUUAAUUUACAGUUGCACUUAUUGCAGUUGACCUUAUAAUUUUGGUCAAACACCUUAUUAAAGGUCCCAAGACCAAGAGUUGGGGGGGGGGGUUUGAGGCUAAUUUCAGGAGAACAUUUUUAGGAUUUGUGGAGAGGAAUACUUCACCAUGUGGUAAAUGAGCAUGAAUGGCCGAUAGAUGAUGGUAAAAGUGCUGGAAAAUGUGGCCACGAUCCCCUUAGUGAUGAAGAGAGGGAAAAGCCAUGGUUGGAAAAGAACAGCAAGGUACAUAAGGCGCUACAAAAGAUUGUGUUAAGCAAGAGAUUCCUGAAUACAUUUCUAUAUUUUACUAAUUUCAGGUAAGGGAAGAUUUAUUUUUUAUUACUCAAUCAAUAUUGUUACAAUCAAUAUUGUUACAUAACUAUAAAUUUCAUGAAUAUCACUGAUAUUAUUUUUUUAUAUUUGAAGGCACACAGGUUUCCUCGAGUCGUUCCACAAUCACUUGUUGAUGUAUUGUCCAAAACGACAUUCAUACUCGUAAGUAGUAUAAUUGUACAUUAGCCGGCAUAAACAUUAUUUUAUAUAAAACAUUUGAAUACGCCAACCCACCUACCACCAACAUGCAGUAUAAUUAUGGACUAGCACCUUUUAGUGGGUUACAUUUUAAUGUUUACAGUACUUAAGAAGAGAGAGUACUGUACCAGGUAUCACAUUGGCAGACAGUUUCAUUAACUUAUGCGCUGUCCUGCGUUGUUUUACUUUCUAAUGCCAGAUGAUUUUAUUUGUGUAAAGUCUGAAUGAAAUGUUCAAUUUUUAUUUUACUUCUUAGGUAUGUUGGAUACAAGUUAAGGAAUCAACUGGCUGUCAUCGACUUCAAUAGCCAUAGGAAUCGACAGCCUUGUAAAAAUGCUGCUGGAGAAAUUGUGUAUGUAACUAAAUUUUUUUUUUGGGGGGGGGAGGGUUUCGCAUAGAUUACAGUAUAGAAUUGUAUUUGCUAUAAUACUAUACAUGUAGCUGCAUUAUCAGAAUACAUUUGAGAAAAUGGGCAAACUUGCCAAAAAAUUAUGUAUACUAACCGGUUACAAGAUUUAGGUUGAAUCUUGUAUGUAUACAACAUAUAAAGUAGCAAACUGUGCUAACAAUGUGUUGAAUGUUCUUCAAAUGCGUAUAAUUAUAUUUUAUUAUAUUUUUAUGUUGAGUUUCUAUUUUUAAUGUCAGGCACCGUGGCCAGUACAGCAAGCGUACAAAACAGUGGCGACCAGUUACUGUCCUUCAACCAAAGGAUUAUGGUUAUAUCCCGACGCUUAUUGUGAAGAUCUUUGAGGAGCAAUUGAAAACUGGAAAUGUUAACAGAAAAAUUGUGAGAGGUGCAGAUGACCCAAGGAACAUCGCUGCAAACAUUGCAGUAAUGCCAAGACCAAGUAUUGAACAUCUGGUACAAGUACAUAAGUCCAGAUUCUAA
This is a messenger RNA of Paramuricea clavata, 3757 nucleotides long. Lineage: Eukaryota; Metazoa; Cnidaria; Anthozoa; Malacalcyonacea; Plexauridae. The record is from the annotation of a GenBank genome assembly.